ACGGUGCUUUUACUCCUUCCAGGAGAGGGAACACAUUUGCCUUCAUCUGGAUUACAUCGAAAUCAAUGCAGGACAGCGCCAACCGGCGGCUACUCCAAUAACUCCAAUGCCAAAGAAUUCAGAGUCCAACAUGACAUUGAUGGUUCUUGGAAUGUUCCUGAGGUUUGUUCUGGAAGUGUUGACAUACAGCCCCACCAUAAUUCCAAGGACAUCAUGGAAAUGGCAAGAUAUCACUUUGAUAGAAUUCUCAGAACCAGGAGUCUUCAAUUACUCCACUCUGUUACUGAGUGAAGAUAAAGGUGUGCUGUAUGUGGGUGCAAGGGAAGCCAUCUUUGAGCUGAACAUGAGAAAUGUGUCAGUCAUGAAUAAAAAGGUAAUUUGGAAAGUUCCAGAAGGCAGUAUUACUAUGUGCACCUUAAAAGGGAAGUCUAAAGAGACAGAGUGCCUUAAUUACAUCCGAGUUCUUCAAGUGCUUAAUGAUGACAGUCUGUAUGUCUGUGGGACACAUGCUUUCCAGCCCCUCUGUGACUAUCUGUCUAUCAAAGAUUUUAAAUUGGAACACAAUCUAGAAGAUGGUAAAGGAAAGUGUUCUUUUGAUCCUGCACAAAGUUUCACCACAGUCAUGGUUGAUGGAGAGCUUUUCUCUGGGACUGCUUACAAUUUCCUAGGAAGUGAGCCAAUAAUUUCCAGAUACUCUGGUUCACAAAAUCUGUUGCGGACAGAGUACUCAACAUCCUGGUUAAAUGAGCCCAGUUUUGUUUUUGCAGACGUCAUCAGAGAAAGCAAAAAUGCAGAUGGUGAGGAUGACAAGAUCUAUUACUUCUUCACGGAGGUGUCAGUGGAGUACGAUUUCUUUGGCAAACUGUUGAUCCCCAGGAUAGCUCGCGUAUGCAAGGGUGAUCUUGGAGGACAGAGAACUCUGCAGAAGAAGUGGACGACCUUUCUGAAGGCUAAGUUGAUAUGCUCCAUGCCUGAGAUCAACUUUGUUUUCAAUGUGGUCCAUGACAUAUUCAUCCUGAAGACCAAAGACUGGAGGGAAUCUAUCAUUUAUGGUGUCUUCACAUCACAGUGGGGAAACAUAGGUUUAUCAGCAGUGUGUGCCUACAGCAUGUUAUCAGUGAAUGAAGUGUUCUCACAGGGGAAGUACAUGCAGAAGGCUACAGUGGAACAGUCCCACACAAAGUGGGUGAGGUAUAGUGGGAUCACACCCAGUCCUCGUCCAGGAGCGUGCAUCAACAACAGCAAUCGACUAGAGAAUAUCACCAGCUCACUUCACUUACCAGAUAAAACUCUGCAGUUUAUCAAAGACCACCCUCUGUUGGAAGACCCUGUCCUUCCCAUUGGCAACGGCCCCAAACUUAUCAUGAAGGAUGUCAGUUACACACAAAUUGUUGUGGAGAGGGUACGGGCUCUUAACAGCAAGGUGUAUGAUGUCAUCUUCACAGGGACUGAUAAAGGACUCCUGCACAAAUCUGUUGUUUAUGACAGUGAAGUUUACACAGUUGAAGAAAUACAGCUGUUUCCAAAUUCUGAACCUAUAAAGACCCUGCGUCUCUCCUCUUGGGGGGUGGGGUUCCUCUAUGCUGGGUCAGACACACGGAUUGUGCAGUCUCCUAAAGCAUUCUGUCACAAGUACCACUCCUGUGAGAAAUGCAUCCUGGCACGGGACCCCUACUGUGCAUGGGACCCUAACUCCCAAGCUUGUUUCAAUAUAUUGCAAGACCAGAGCAAUACACAAUGGAACUCAAUACAAAGUCUUAAAGGUGAUGCAGACGAAUGCCCUAAAGGGAUGACCCUGACUGGCAAGGAUUUCCACCACAUCUCUGUUAAACUCGGAUGCUCUGCAGAGCUACCAUGCCAUCUGAGCUCAAAUCUGGAGCAGGCGAUGUGGAAGAUUAACAGCAGAGUAUUGGCUGAAGCAUCACCUUUCCACCUGCAGGGCAAAGACAGCCUGCUCAUCUACAGUGUGGGCCCAGAGGAGCUAGGCCACUAUGAAUGCUGGUCCCUGGAAAGAGUUGGUGCCAAGAACUUUACCCAUUUAGUCAGCAGCUACGUGUUGAGUUUGGACUUGGACUCUCCUAUACCUCACUCUCCCAUUGACAGCUCAGCCCUGUACACUCUAGGGGGCAUUCCUUCAGUCUCUUCAUCCUCUUCCUCUUUCUCGACAUCUUCCUCAUCCUCUUAUGAGAUAUGGGUUGGUAUCAAGGCACUUUGCAAGGAUUUGCACUUCCUGCUGGCCAUGCAGAGUGCCCAGGCAUGGGGUCUACAGAUUCAAUCAGUCUUUGUGCUUUUCCGUCUUGCUAUGGAAAUAAGUCAAAGGACAAUGCAUACAGCAAAAGAAGGGGACAGCAGCAUCACCUGUAGUACCAGCCAGAUGGCAAUGCCACAGUUGGGGUGACCAGUUUAGUUCCCUUGGCUAGAAAUUUCCUUCCUGAAAUCUGAUCACUGUCACUGUCAAAUUCUGUGCAUUUACCCAUAUGUACAGCAGAGGCUUGUGGCAGCUGAAAUUAUCCCAGUCCAUUGCACAUUUUUCCCAUUUCGUAUGGCAACAAACUGUUUGUG
Molecule: messenger RNA, 2562 nt
Organism: Megalops cyprinoides (Indo-Pacific tarpon)
Lineage: Eukaryota; Metazoa; Chordata; Actinopteri; Elopiformes; Megalopidae
Product: semaphorin-4D-like
Exons: 18
Coding region: 107-2398 (763 amino acids)
Biological process (GO): negative regulation of axon extension involved in axon guidance; negative regulation of transcription by RNA polymerase II; axon guidance
Molecular function (GO): semaphorin receptor binding; chemorepellent activity
Source: RefSeq, a predicted model, not a curated record